CUCGCCUAGUUCCGGUGCUGACGUCGGCAGGAGCCUGUUAUUGCUGAGGCGGCGGCGGCGGUUCGAGUGCGCAACGGGCACCGGCUCAGGAUGGCGUACGCUUACCUCUUCAAGUACAUCAUCAUUGGGGACACAGGUGUGGGCAAGUCAUGUUUAUUACUACAGUUUACAGACAAGCGAUUUCAACCUGUACAUGAUCUUACCAUUGGUGUAGAAUUUGGUGCUCGAAUGAUAACCAUCGAUGGAAAACAAAUAAAACUUCAGAUUUGGGAUACUGCUGGGCAAGAAUCUUUCCGUUCCAUCACAAGAUCUUACUACAGAGGAGCUGCUGGUGCCUUGCUAGUUUACGAUAUUACAAGACGGGACACUUUCAAUCAUUUGACAACUUGGUUAGAAGAUGCUCGCCAGCAUUCCAACUCCAACAUGGUCAUUAUGCUCAUUGGAAAUAAGAGUGACUUAGAAUCAAGACGCGAAGUGAAGAAAGAUGAAGGGGAAGCUUUUGCAAGAGAGCAUGGCCUCAUUUUUAUGGAGACUUCUGCAAAAACUGCUUCUAAUGUUGAAGAGGCAUUUAUUAACACAGCGAGGGAGAUCUAUGAGAAAAUACAGGAAGGAGUCUUUGACAUAAAUAAUGAGGCAAAUGGAAUCAAAAUUGGACCGCAGCACGCUGCUACCAAUGCGUCACAUUCAGGCAGCCAUGGAGGGCAACAGGCUGGUGGAGGUUGCUGUUGAGAUUGCUCAGUUAUCUAUCUGCUUGAUUUGGGCCUAUUACCUUUCACCCUCUCCUACACCAGUCCAAAACAUGAAGCCAUUAAUAUAUGGUUUAUAUAAUAGGAGAUAUCUGGGAAGUCCUUCAUAAACCUUGUAAAACUUGUCGUACAUACUGUUCUCAGCAGAAAGCUAAUAUUUGCUUAGACAGGAUUUGAAAAUUGUACUCUUACCUAUUUACAGUUUUUUUUCUGGUUGUUCUUUUGUCUACUUUGCCCUUGACUACAAAAUGAAUUGUAUUAAACACUACAAAUCACAUCUGAAUAUUUUAAUUGUGUGGGUUAAAAUUCCUAUUACUGUUGUUUCAUAACAUCAAACUGUAAAAGCUGUCAAAUUUCAAAUGCUGUGGCGAAUUGCUAGAGGACUGUUUUAAUUCUGUAUUUAUCAUCCACUUUGUGUAUAUAUAGUUCAAAUACAAGCUUGGGGCGUAUGUUGGCCAAGCUGAAACCCCUUCAUAGUUAAGCAGACCAUCAGUGUCUUCUAAACUACUUCAGCUUAAAAUGCCAGUAUUGUUCUAGACUAAAGCUUUGUCUAUUCUGAGUUUGAGAUGGUUUGACUUUUGGUCUCGAUACUACAUGCUUUCCCUCCCCAUGCUACCACCGCAACCCUAAGUCCGUAACACGCAAAUGUAACUCCUGGUAAAUGUACAUUGUUAGAAAUUUCAUAUCAUCUGUUUUAAUGCCAAAUUGUCUAUUUUGCUUCUUUAGAGCACCCCAACAGAAAUGGAUCAGUGGUUUGCCUUAAAGAAUAGCUUAAGAUUAAAACAAAUGGCAGCUGAAAGAAAGUUCUUUUGUUUUGUUUGGGAUGGUGCAUUAAAAAAAGUAGAUAUUUUUUCUCAUUACACAAUACAUUUUUAUCUGCAUGUAUUUCUUUGAUUAGUAAAUUUCAACACUAGCUUUAAAAUUAGAUGUAAAAGUGGUGUAAAGCAUUUCUUUCAUUGUAGUCUAUUCUGUUUUCAGUGAAGAUUUGUUUAUUGUACAGGGGUGAUAAACUUAAUAAACCUGCCAAAAUGAAACAACCUGACAAACUGAACAGGCUAUAGUUCUGUGAACCCAAAUCUAUACACAGUCAAUAAGGUAUUGUUUAUAAGCCAAGACUAUUUAAAUUGAAUGGUGGUCUUAAACAUUAAAUGAGCUUGUCAUUUUUUCAUACUAUCAAAUAUGGCUUUAAUUUUGGGCAAUUUUUUAAUUGUAUUGGAAAGUACUUGGCUAAUCAGCAAAGCUGGUUUAAGAUAAACGAGCAGUGAGGAAGCAGUAUGUUGAAGGGAAUGAGGUAAAAUUACAAUGAUAUGGUUGCCAAUAAGAACAUAUUCAACACUGAUCUCUAGUUAGAAAUGUCACUCCUUACAACAGCAUCUGCAUGAUUCUGUUUUCAAUUUGAAAUAAGAAAAGCAGUUCCAGAACAGCUGACAACCUUACUAUGGUUGUCGGCAUUUAAUAUUGCCCUAGGGUGCUGUUCAGUUAAGGCCUUUUGCCUGCUAUGGUGUUCACAUCUGUCACUUAUUCAAAUGCAGGUAAGUGAAUGUAGCCAAAGGCUGCUAACAUUUUCGAGUAGGAUCAUUAAAAUAUUAUGCUAUGGUUUGUUUUUUUAACCACGCUACGAAUCGGUAUAAAAAGGUAAAUAUUUUAGCAUCUAAUGUUUUAACAGAGUAAAAUACAUCAUGGAAUUUCAGAUGUUGCUUAGACUUCGCAAAAUCUUACAUCCAUAAGAGCUGCUUCAAUGUCCUCUCACCAUGCAAGUUUUUAAACAGUAAAUUCAUGCUCAAAUAAUUUUGUUUUGAAACAUGAAGAAAAGGAAAGAAGAAAUCUUGAAUUCUGCUUGAUUUUUCGGAGAGUGCUGAGUGGAUACAAGGUGUCUAUCCUUUGCUCUCAAAAAGUAUCAUUCAUUAAACUUUAAUUGUGACUUCCUCAGUGUUCCAGUGUUGAAAUGAUAGGGAUAGCACAGCUAAAUACAAUCCUGUUUAAUUUCUGGUCUGCUCCUUGUGGAAAUGCUUCUGGAAGCAAAGUAAUUCUUUCUGUCCCACACGUUAUUAUAAUAGGUACCAUUUUUGUCCCAUUUUACAAAUUGUGAAAUAUUUUGUUUUCAAAGUGACUUCACCUAGUGGUGUGACUAACUGUAGAAAAGUAACCUCUACAAGGUUUCCAGUUGUCUAGUAAUCUACUGCUGGUACAGGAAGGCUGGGGUUUGGUGUCGUGAACUUUUGGUGGAGUAUCUUGUUAACAUUUGCUGUCAUUAACCACUUGUAAUAUUCUGUACAAGUAACAGUUCACAUUGUAACUUAUUAAAAACUGUUCAAAUUCAUAAUUGCCAUUACCCAAAGUUCAUGUUGCGAGAAGCUGUAACUAAUUCGCAAUCUAUUUAUGGAUUUUGAGUUUUCUAUCUAAUAGUUAUUGAGGCAUUGGUCUCUCAGGAAGCCAAAUGUAGUUCUGCUUUGAGUUAAACUUUGUAAACUGAGGGUUAUAAAAUACAAAGGAUUCAGGUCGGGUGCGAAAUUGUAGAUUUUUUAAAUGAACAGUAGUUUUCUUAAAUUCAUGAAUCACCACCUGGGGUAAUACCUGGAAAACUGGGGUAUGUGGUUAAGGGUGAAAUGCAUUGAAAGUAAUGCAUUGCAUACUUAUCUCACGGUGAUCUUUAGUCAUAUUAUUGAAUUUAAGAUAAUGUGUAUCUUUGAAAGUGCUCAAGUAUCACUAUUUAGUGGAUUGUGUUAAUUGUACAUAAAGUUCAGUCUUGGGAAAUAAGGGCUUGGCAUCAUAUGGAAUUAUUGUAUGAAUGUCUGCAAUAGUAAACUGGCUUCCUUUGCAGUUUGAAUGGUGGUGGACAAUUAAAUAACUAACCCAAAAAAAAGCAUCCUCUAUGAUGGAGGAGGCACGCAAAUCAGUACCAAAACCAUUCCACCACCAUGGAUGCUAAUCAUUGCCAGUUUGAUUUAUUUCAUUUGCUAUCAAAAAACAACUAAACACCGGAUAGAACAAAGGCUGAGUUCUGACAAUGCGACAGUCAUAUUACUGAAGAACUGUGGUCCAAACCCCUCACUAAAUCUAGCAAUAUCAGCAAGGCAUUCAAUAAUGUUGAAAAUUGCUUAUGGUCUGGCUCUUACUUUCCAUAUUUCUCUGAACUACUGUAAUUGGAUAGCCCUCUGAAAACCAGAGCAUAACAGUGGGCUGAAGGUUUCCUUCUGUAAAAUUCUUAUUCCAGGAAAUUCUAAUCAGUCUAAUUUUUGUUGAGAUGUAACAGUCUUUCGAUCCAUUUUCUCAGUUCUAGACUACCCUAUGCUCUUUCCAUUGUAACUGUGUCUAUUAAAUGAGUAAGAUCCUGAUUCUAGCCAUUUCCGUGCCAACACAUUCUAGUUUUGGCUCACCAUUUUUAAAUAGAAUAAGUAAUUAUCUUUCAAGUAGUCUUUCAAAUUUACUUGGAAGUAUUUUCAAAAUCACAAGGUAUGUUAUUGACUUCCCACUGUUCAAAAAUGGUUGUUACAGCACUGUAUUUCAACACUUUUUAGUUAUUGACUCAAGUUUUACUUGUAAUGAUACGCUCAAAUGUUGAAAUUUAGAGGGUGUUCACUCAUUAGUUAUGCGAAUUUGACCAUCCUUGUUUGCACUUUUUCUAAGCUUUCAUAUUAGCGUUGCACCAUACACUUCUGUCAACCUUUUCCUCAACCUCCAUAAAUGUAGUGUGUUUGUGUGCAUACUCCACUUUGGGCACAGGUACAUUCCAAUGUGUAUUUUUCCAUAGCUUAGUUCGGUGAUUUGACCAUAAUGGGUUUUCACCUGUCAGACAAACUACGCAGCUGGAGCAUUUGAAAUAAGUAAAGGACUUGUAUAUGUGUAAUCAUGUGAAAUAAAGUUGAUCCUAAAAUA
Molecule: messenger RNA, 4622 nt
Organism: Hemiscyllium ocellatum (epaulette shark)
Lineage: Eukaryota; Metazoa; Chordata; Chondrichthyes; Orectolobiformes; Hemiscylliidae
Gene: rab2a
Product: RAB2A, member RAS oncogene family
Exons: 8
Coding region: 91-729 (212 amino acids)
Cellular component (GO): Golgi apparatus
Molecular function (GO): GTPase activity; GTP binding
Source: RefSeq, a predicted model, not a curated record